Molecule: messenger RNA, 2229 nt
Organism: Heterostelium album PN500
Lineage: Eukaryota; Evosea; Eumycetozoa; Acytosteliales; Acytosteliaceae
Product: integrase
Exons: 3
Coding region: 1-2229 (742 amino acids)
Biological process (GO): DNA integration
Molecular function (GO): nucleic acid binding
Source: RefSeq, a predicted model, not a curated record
AUGAUAGAGAAUAACGAAAUUAAAUUACAAAAGUUAUAUAAUAGUAAAAAGAUUAUUUUUAUUGACGGUAUUAAAUAUAUAAAUGGUAAAAUAAUCGUUCCUAAUGUUAGACAUAUUGUCAACUCAAUAUUGAGCUUGUAUCAUAGCUCCACCACCUCGGCACAUGUCAAUGCUUUCACCAUGUCAGAAUUGAUAUCCAGCAAGUAUGUUUGGGAUACAAUGAAAGCAGACAUAACCAAGUAUUGCAAUAGAUGUAUUGUAUGUUGUAGAUAUAACGAUUAUUACCACAAGAGAAGAGGUUUGCUAAAGCCUUUACCUGUAAUGAGUGACAAGUUUGUUGCUAUAUCAUGUGACUUCAUAACCAAUUUAAAAGAAGUUGAAGACGACAAUGGAAAUGUAUAUAAUCAAAUUUGGGUAAUUGUCGAUCGUUUCUCUAAAUAUGUCACAUUGAUUCCAACUCAUAAUACCUAUAAAUCUGAAGAUUUGUAUAAUCUGUUUAUGUCAAAUUAUGUUAAAUAUUUUGGUGUACCACGUGAAAUUACUAGUGAUAGAGAUAGUAAACUUACAUCAAAGGUUUGGCGUACUUUCGCCGACAAGAUGAAGGUGAAGUUAAAUUUCACCACCGCUGACCAUCAACAAGCAAACGGUCAAGCUGAGAUUGUUAUUAAAGCUAUUAAAAAUACUUUAAGAAAGUUAUUAUUAGACGACAAGUUUAACGAUUUAGAUAAGAAUUGGUACGAACAUUUAAGUACAAUUCAAAUCUCUUUAAAUAACACGAAAUCUCAUUCUACAGAUUACACACCUUUCUUUGUCACAUAUGGAAAGAAUCCUAAUACUGUUGCUGAUAUUAAUUUAAAUAGUAAAGAUUGGGGUAUUGAUGAAAAUGAUCCAAAUGAAAUUCAAAUUUUUAAUUUUAUUAAAAAUAUUCAAGAAAUUAAUAUUGCUGUAAAAUAUAAUUUAAUAAAAACAAGAAAUAAGAUGCUUGCUAAUUUUAACAAAGACAAAAAGGAUAAUGACUUUAAAGUCGGUGAUAUGGUAUACGUUAAAGAGAAAAGACCUUCUAAGAAAUGGAACAAGUUAGCUCCAAUUUAUGCAGGUCCGUAUGAAAUAAUUAACGUUGACAAAUAUAUAAUAUUACUAUUAAAGAUUAUUACUAAAUCUAAGAUUUUAAAUUCUAAAUACUUUAAGCACGCUGAAAUAGAAGAUUUAGAAAAUUCAGUUGUUAACAAAGAUACUUCCGUUCUAGACAAGACAGAUGGUGUUGUCUCAGAUAAUGAUACAUCAGUCAGUAGUGACGAUGAUGAUGAAAUGUCAACAGAUAACGAUGACGACGUGAUGUCGGUCAAUGACAGUGAUGAAGAUACCAAUCACUCAGUAGAAGACGGUAUGGAUUUAGUCGAAACUAGUCAAAACAAUCACAGUGAAGUGAAGCAGAAUAUGACUACCAACGAAACAAACGAGACUGAAAUAGAUUCGUCUCUCAUGCCUACCGGUAUCGUUUCAGAUUUUAUGAAAUCAGAUGUAAUAAAAAGCAAGAACACUCAUGAAGAAGUAUUACAUGUUUUAGAAAGCAACAAGGAUUCAAAUCUCAAAUACAUUAAAUUGUUAAGAGAGUUGAUAGAAAACGAGAAAGAUUUAGAUCAGAGAAAUAAAGUAUCCGAUAAGUCGAAUCUCCUCGUCCGUUCGCUGAUGAAAUCUAAAUUACAUCCAUCUAUCUUCAAAAUCAUGCAGAAGAGAAGUUUUGUAAUUUCAGCGAAAAGAAGUAUUCCUUUUGUUGAGUACUUAGUUAAGAUCAGUCAUACUGUUGGUUGGGUUCCAUCCUCCGAAAUGAUUGGUGCCACCAAAGAAGUCUCUAGUUUCAAUUCAAUUGUUGGAAAGUUGAGCGCUGCAGUAACAAAGCCUGUCCAAAUUAACAUGUUACGUGCUAGAAGAUCGAACGUCUACAGUUCCUUAAAGUCAUGUUAUGACAAAGCUCAAAUCAAUCGUCUACACUUCAAGUUACACCGAAUCCAAUCCCAGCUAGAGUCUGCUUUACAAAUAUCGAAAUUAGAAUCUGUUGUUUCUGAAUUAAGUAUUCAACACUCAGCCGUCAAGCUUCUCAAUAAUGAAUAUAUUGAGUUUAACGCGACGUUAAAGAUUCAUUCAGUUUUAUUCAAUUCAUUCAAUCUAUUACAAGAAUUAAUUAGAUUAUUAGAACAAAGAUUAAUAAAUAAACAAAAGAUAAAAUAA